Molecule: messenger RNA, 5472 nt
Organism: Megalobrama amblycephala (Wuchang bream)
Lineage: Eukaryota; Metazoa; Chordata; Actinopteri; Cypriniformes; Xenocyprididae
Gene: pax7a
Product: paired box 7a
Exons: 11
Coding region: 2959-4467 (502 amino acids)
Biological process (GO): anatomical structure development; regulation of transcription by RNA polymerase II
Molecular function (GO): RNA polymerase II cis-regulatory region sequence-specific DNA binding; DNA-binding transcription factor activity, RNA polymerase II-specific
Source: RefSeq, a predicted model, not a curated record
AACUUGGGUUGUUUUUAACCCAGCAUUUUUUAGAGUGUAGUUAUCUGCUCCAUCUUGCUUCUGUAAGAUUUGAAUAUUUCCUCGUGUGUGAUUUCUGUGCAUGUCACGUGUCAUUUCUCAACACGAGAGAAACUGUGAAGUUAAACAAGCAGCGACCCUGUUCACACACAACUCAACACACUUUCACUCUCUUCAUCUGAUAAAAUAAUUCUGCUUGGGAAGCAAUAACACAUUGUGAUAAUUCUCAGCAGAUGUGAGCAUGCCUUAGCAAGUUAACAAGAGUCCGUGGGGAGCGUGGACAGCGUGAAGGAGAGAGGAAGAGGCCUACUAGCCUGCGGUUUGUGUACAGGGUUCCCCAGUGUUUCUCAAACCUGGCAGCAAAGUCUGGAGCUCGUCCAGUGUCUAUAUACACACACCAGCACAGGGCUCGAAGAUGCAAGUGGAAGAAGAAAUUAAAUAUCAGGAAAUUUCCCCAUUUCUUUUGCCUUUAAGAAAGGAGCUUCAUGUUAAAGCCAAGUCUAAUGCAAGUAACCAGGUGAACAAAUAGUAUCAUGCUUCAUGUGCUGUUCUUAUAAAAUGUUUCAAUUGCAAGAAUGAUAUAAAAACCGAUUUGCACAUCUUAUGUGACAUAUAUAGUUAACCUAUAUCGCCUGCUAGUGGACACACAUUCAUUUACACAUGAGUGAAUUCCUCUUCAGUCCAAUAAUGUUGUCAAGGGCUGUUGUGCAGGUGUUUUUCCUUUAUUUCAGGUUUUGGAUAAUUAAAUAAUUAAUGCACAAUUCAUCCAUAUUCUUUAAGCUGUAUUUAGUGGCGAUACUCUCCAUUCAAUUAUAUGUGCUGGAUAAAUGAAUAUAUUUUAUUUUUCAUUCCCUAUUGUUUUUUUUUCUUUAAAUUAACAUUCUUUGGACUUAUUUGCAAUGAUGUUUCCACAUUAAUUGAUUUUUAAACCCUAGAUAACUCUGUUUUUUAAAUCUUCAGAUAGACAAAAAUAUUUUCUGUACACUUUUAACGAACAAUUUCAGACAAUAUUCCAGGCUGGUAGUUAGACAAAUAUGUUUAAAUAAAAAGCAGACAUAUAUUCUCUAUAAAUAAUCGACUCACAGGUUACCUGUAAAUUAUCCACGCUCAAGUCAACCGGAUAUUAACUUUAAAGUUUCAUGUUUUCAUAACAUUAUCCAUGACAUCACUUUUGAGUGUCUGUGGAAAGAAAUCUGGGCAUUUUUUUUACUGGCAUAUCGUUUCUUUUACUUAUUCCAAAAUUGAACAGUGUAAAAUUACAAUAAUAUUUUAUGAUCAUUUUUCCUUAUAUGAUCUCAAAACGGGACGUAUGCACUUUGGAGAGUCAAAUAACCUAUAAUAUUUUAACAAAAAAAUGGUGUAGUGAGAGAGAAAGGCUAGGGUGCAGUUGUUUAAUUUUUGAAAAGUAUAUCUUUUUUUUUUUUGACUAAAUCCUAAAGUUCUGUGUUUUAUUGUAAUUGAUAGUUAUCGAUAUGCUGCACCUAUCACCGGUGCGUCUCUGACCCGCGCGCAGCACACCACACCCGGACACUGAGGGUCAGAGCUCCGCUGCCGGGCGCCAGGUCCUUCCCUACCGGAACAUCUGCAUGUGAAAUCGCCAUUUCACCCCGCCACACUCCCUAAUUGUUGUAAAAAUUAUUUGUGAAAUUGCUUUCCACCAGGAGUGUUCGCCACGGCAAUUUCCACACAAUCUCAGCGCGCGGCGGUCCCACAGAGCUGAGCACGCGCACAGCCAUUCAACCUAAAGAUUCUGGAGGGUUUUUAUCAUAUGUGCAUAAGUGACUCACAGAUCUCGCGGAAAAACGGUAAAGCGACUUACACUCUUAAAAUGAAGUUUCAGCAAGAGUCACAAGGGUUUUUCGACCAUUUUCUAGUUGUUCAGAAAAAAGCAUCCACUGUAAAACAUGAUUUUCAUGAUUUAUCACAACAUGUUUUCUUUUGUUAAAUCAACUUAGAUAAUUAAUGUGGUUCGGAUAACAUAAUAUUUUUAGUUUCUGGUGAUCGCCUUCAUUGUAUCAAAUUAAAUUUUUAAUUUUAAUGUACUCAAAAUUUUAAGGCAACCAGCUAACAUACUAUUUUAAGUUAAACCAACAUUAUUAUUAUUUUUUUCACAGUGUUUCAAAACUAAAACACUGAGCUGAAGAACCACAACUUUUCAAUCUCUGAAGAACAACUCUAUCCAGGUAAGAUUCUUGUUAAGAAGAGGGUUUCAGAAUUGAAAAAGCUUUAUUUUUGUUGUAUAUCAGAUGCAUUAUUAUUAGUAUCGUCAAUGCUAUAUGAAGUAUUCUAUCUAUAUUGAAUAUGUCAGUUGUUUCAGGCCAUUUCUUCAUCAGUUCUUGUACAUCAUCAUCACCUCAAUCUCAAAGUCCAACGCAUUAAACUGGCGUUUCAGUUCAAAUGAGAGAUGAAUGAAAACUCAUUGUAACAUUUCCUGUGUUGAUUUAGAGAGAGAGUGGGAGGGUAUGUUGUGCGUGUGUGUUUUCUGCAAAGUUCCACCCGAUUGGACGGCAGGUCUUGGGCAUUACCCUUUCUCUCCAUGCCGAAUAAAAGAGUGCUGAAGAGCCUAUCGCAGCGCGCGCUUCCUCCUCCCACUAUGUGCACCAAAGUUGGCCACUUAAACUCCUCUCAGGCAGCAAACAGGAGCUGUAAUCAAAACUAGCAGAUCAUCUCACUAAUAUUUGCUUCAGAGCACUUUUCAUGCUUUACUCUGCUCUUGUUUUGGGGUAUUCACUGUAAGAACAAAUCUUGAGUUUUUCUUCUGCACACUGGGCAUUGUCCACUGGUGUGUGUGUGUGAGAGAGAGAGUGUGUGUGUUUGGAUUGCUCUUUAAAUUCUUUGGAUCCGUUACUGUUUCCACGGCGCAAACAACACUGGAGCUUUCUGUGUGAUUGAUUUCUUUAAUUUAUUAGUGAGAGUUUAAAUUGUUUGGGAGUAGCUGGAAUGGCUACUUUACCAGGAACAGUUCCUCGAAUGAUGCGGCCAGCGCCAGGCCAGAACUACCCCAGAACCGGAUUCCCAUUAGAAGUCUCAACGCCUCUGGGUCAAGGUCGCGUGAACCAGCUCGGUGGAGUUUUCAUCAACGGAAGGCCACUGCCAAAUCACAUUCGACACAAAAUAGUGGAAAUGGCCCAUCACGGCAUUCGCCCCUGCGUGAUCUCCAGACAACUGCGAGUCUCACACGGAUGCGUGUCCAAAAUCCUCUGUCGGUACCAGGAGACCGGUUCCAUUCGUCCGGGAGCAAUAGGUGGAAGUAAACCCAGGCAAGUUGCAACACCCGACGUUGAAAAGAGAAUUGAGGAAUACAAACGCGAGAAUCCAGGGAUGUUCAGCUGGGAAAUCCGGGAUAAGUUGCUGAAGGACGGGGUGUGUGACAGAGGCACGGUUCCUUCAGUUAGCUCCAUUAGUCGGGUUUUGAGAGCUCGUUUUGGCAAGAAAGAUGACGAUGACGACUGUGAUAAAAAAGAUGAAGACGGAGAAAAGAAAACCAAGCACAGCAUCGAUGGGAUUCUCGGGGACAAAGGUAACCGUACAGACGAAGGUUCAGAUGUGGAGUCGGAGCCAGACCUGCCCUUGAAGAGGAAACAGAGACGCAGCCGUACCACCUUCACGGCGGAGCAGCUGGAGGAGCUCGAGAAGGCCUUCGAGAGGACACACUACCCCGACAUCUACACCAGAGAGGAGCUCGCACAGAGGACCAAACUGACCGAGGCUCGUGUACAGGUCUGGUUUAGCAACCGAAGAGCACGGUGGCGCAAACAAGCAGGAGCAAAUCAGCUGGCAGCGUUCAACCACUUGUUGCCCGGAGGGUUUCCGCCUACCGGCAUGCCAACCUUACCCACCUAUCAGCUUCCAGAGUCAACGUAUCCCAGCACCACUCUCUCGCAAGAUGGCAGCAGUACGUUGCACCGGCCGCAGCCUCUGCCGCCUUCCUCCAUGCAUCAGGGUGGGCUCUCGGCUGACAGUAGCUCUGCAUACGGCCUCUCGUCCAACCGCCACACCUUCUCCAGCUAUUCAGAAACUUUUAUGAGCCCGUCAGCUUCAAGCAACCACAUGAAUCCCGUGAGCAACGGCCUUUCGCCACAGGUGAUGAGUAUUUUGAGUAACCCCAGUGCCGUCCCGUCCCAGCCUCAGCACGAUUUCUCCAUUUCUCCUCUCCACGGCAGUCUGGAGGCGUCUAACCCCAUCUCAGCGAGCUGCAGCCAGCGUUCAGACCCCAUCAAGAGUGUGGACAGUCUGGCCUCCUCUCAGUCCUACUGUCCCCCCACAUACAGCGCCACCAGCUACAGCGUGGACCCCGUCACCGCUGGAUACCAGUACAGCCAGUACGGCCAGACCGCUGUGGACUACCUGGCCAAGAAUGUGAGUCUCUCGACUCAGAGGAGGAUGAAGCUGGCCGAUCAUUCGGCGGUGCUGGGACUUCUGCAGGUGGAGACGGGACAGGCGUACUGAGUCAAACGCUCUCAGAUGCACACACACCUCCUUCGACCAGGUGGAGCUGUUUACCGCAUCGGCCGGCACAAGGUUUCUCUCUGAUUUUCAAGACAAAACUCUUGCCAUUCCAUUCGACGUGACCUUCUCGUGGCGAUUCUGGGCUUGUCACGAACCUCUGACUCGGACAAGAGGACCACGCAGCAGCCGCAAGCACGUCGACGGACAGCAAGAACGCAUUCCGAGCCAUUUCCAAAACAUACUUUCACCUCGCUGUGCAUAGUCGUGUAUGAAUCUCAGUGUCAUUACAACAGAUAAUCUCGCUUGUUUUCUAUCGGUAUUGUUAUUACGAUUGCCCUUACAGUUGUUGUAAUUAUGAUUAUCGUAACUAUUGUUUACGUUUCGUUGUUUCAAGAUCCACACGUAGCAUUUUUUACUAAUUUGAACCCGAAGUUUUUUACGUGAAAUGCUAGCAGUGGGCUAGUGUGUGUGUUGGAAGUGUGACUGCUGGUUUUCCACUUUCCAGGUUCCCCUCACCCCAAGAGCCGUAAUGUUCCCGAGCGGUUUGACCUUCUCCGCCUUCAUUUUUCACUUGACAUUCCAUGCGAACCUGGCCACUCUGUGGGAAGUCUGGCUUUAGGCAUUCUGCUGGGAAUUAGCAGUGCUUUUAGAGGAUCGGUCAUUUUUCUCUCGCCUCAAAUGCCCGUUUUGUCCAUAGUGAUUAUCUGGGGGGAAGAAAACAGCAUUGUUUGGAAAACAAUUGUGACUUUUUAAAUUCGUUCAUUUUCUAGAGAGAAGAAACACUUGCCCUCAAACUAAAUCAAGUCAAGAGAUGCUGUUUCAAACAUGAAUAUUAUGAUUUUGAGUUAAGCAAUGCAAACAUUUUAGACCAAGGUUUUUAGACCAAGUACACUAUCGUUCAAAAGUUUGGGCUCGGCGUGAUAUUUUUAAAUGUUUUUAAAAAAAGUCUCUCAUGCUCACCAAGGCUGCAUUUAUUUGAUCAAAAAUACUGUAAAAAAAGGUAAA